GGCCCUUCUGUUGCACUGGCAACAGCGUUGCCACCGCUGGGUUUCGGCCGCCAUGGAUCCUUCCUUCCUGCAGGCUUUAAUUAAUUACUACUGCCAAGAAGGCUACUUUCGUCACGUUCAGACUGUUGCCAGUGAAGGCCUGAAGACAUUCGGCAAUGACCCGGUGUUUAUUUUCUACCGUUCUUACGGCAUAUUGAUGGAAGGGCACAUUCAAGACGCUCUUCUCAGUCUUGAAUCCAUUAAAAGCAAACAAGAAAUAUCCCUUUGCACAAUGAUGGCAAUGAUCUACGCCCAUAAAAAAAGUCCAAAUCCAGAUCGGGAAGUUAUCUUGGAACUUGAUGCCAAGUUGAAGGAGCAUCGUAAGAUGGCAGGACAGGAGGCUUUAUAUUUUGCAGGACUGUUCUUGUGGCAUAUUGGCCGCUGCGAGAAAGCCCGUGAAUACAUUGACAGAAUGAUCAAGAUCUCAAAUGGCAGUAAAGAGGGGUGGAUUCUAAAAGGAUGGCUUGAUGUGACCAGUGGGAAAGAAACAAGUAUAAAAAAAGCUGGAAAAUACUUUGAUGAAGGGCUCCAAAACGGGAAUGAUAUUUUUGGCCUGAUGGGUAAAGCCCAGUAUUUUGAAAUGCGUCAGAAUUAUUCAGGAGCUUUGGAAACUGUGAAUCAAAUAAUUGCCAAUUUCCCUCACUUCCUUCCGGCAUUUACAAAAAAGAUGAAGCUACAGCUGGCUUUGCAGGACUGGGAACAGGCAGCUGAGACUGCCCAGAGGUUGUUGCAGAAAGAUUCUCUCAACCUAGAUGCUUUAAAAAUGGAGGCUGUUCACCAUUUGUGCAGGGAAGGAAACAUACCUGAGGCUUCAUCCAAGCUGAAAGAUCUGAUUAGUGCUUUGGAUCAGUUGGAACCACAUAAUCCUCAGCUUUUCUGUAAGAUAGCCUUGGUUUUUAGCAGAACGUGUGGCCGCAAUCCACACAUCCUGCAGCUGACCCAGAUGUUGGUGGAAAGAGCUUUCAGCUUAGCUCCUCAGAAUGCAGAUAUUGCUACAGAGCUGGGCUACCAGAUGCUUUUUCAAGGAAAAAUUAAAGAGGCUGUAAAAUGCUACAAAACUGCUAUGGCUCUUGAUGAGACAAGUGUUCCUGCACUGACAGGAAUUAUCCGAAGCCAGUUAAUGGAAGGAAAGUUAGAUGAUGUAGAGCAGCAGUUGGAGUUCCUGAAUGAAGUCCAGCAGUCUAUUGGAAAAUCAGCAGAGCUGUCUUAUUUACGUGCAGUAUUGGCUAUGAAGAAAAAUAAAAGACAAGAAGAAGUUAUUACUUUAUUGAAUGAUGUACUUGAUGCCCACUUUUCUUCUCUCCAAGGUUUACCUCUUGGUGUAGAAUAUUUUGAAAAAUUAAAUCCUGAUUUUUUGAUAGAAAUUAUUAAGGAGUAUCUUAAUUUUUGCCCAGGUCAGCCUGCAAGCCCAGGACAGCCUCCUUCACCACUUCUCAGACCUUGUGCAUCAGUCCUUGAAACUGUGAUGAAAACAGUUCCUGGUCUUUUACAAGCUGCCUACUUGGUUGCAAAGGUGAAAUAUUUAUCAGGGAACUGUGAAGCAUCUGAGAGAAUCUUACAACACUGUCUGGAGCAGAAUCCUUCCUACGCAGAGGCUCAUCUCCUGAUGGCUCAAGUUCAUCUAUUGCAAAACAACUUCCAACUCUGCUCUCAGUCCCUAGAGCUCUCUCUAAGUUACAACUUUGAGAUUAGGGAACAUCCUGUGUACCACUUAAUAAAAGCUCAAGCCCAGAUAAAGAUGGGUGAAGUAGCAGAAGCCAUUAAAACAUUACAGAUGGCAAUGAAUUUGCCAGGGAUGAGAACAAGUGCACCUUCCUCUAAAUCAAAAACAAAACGGAUUGAAAUUGAUGGGCGUGAUCGUGUCUCUCUCUACCUGGAACUGGUAGAGGCUCAUCGUUUGAAUGGCGAACAGCAUGAAGCUGUUAAAAUCCUCCAAGAUGCUAUCAAUGAAUUUUCUGGUACAUCUGAGGAACUGAGGGUCAUGAUCACUAAUGCAGACUUAGCUCUUGUGCAAGGAGAUGUUGAAGCAGCUUUAACUAUGUUCAGAAAUAUAACACCAGAACAGACUUAUUUUGUUCAAGCCAAAGAAAAGAUGGCAGAGAUCUAUCUGGAGUACAGGAGAGACAAGAAGCUAUAUGCAAGCUGUUAUAGAGAUCUGGUGGAAAAAAUGCCAAGUUCUCACACCUUUCUUCUCCUUGGUGAUGCAUACAUGAAUAUCCAGGAGCCUGAAGAAGCCAUAGAGGCUUAUGAGCAGUCUUUAAAGAGAAAUCCUAGAGAUGGAGCCUUGGCUCGUAAAAUUGGGAAUGCUCUAGUCAAGACUCACAAUUAUUCAAAGGCAAUCAAUUAUUAUGAAGCUGCUCUGAAAACUGGCCAGCAGAAUUUCCUCUGUUACGACUUGGCUGAGCUAUUGCUAAAACUGAGUCAGCAUGACAAAGCAGAAAAAGUUCUUUGGCAAGCCUUAGAUCAUGAGCCUGUCAAUGAUUUGUCUUCUCUGAUGGAAGAUAUCCAUUAUCAGGUUCUUCUUGCAAAGGUUUACAGCAAAAUGGAGAGAACUGAGGAUGCUGUUGUUUCAUUGCAACAAGCUCGGGAGCUGCAGGCCAAAGUCCUGAAGCGGAUUCAGGUUGAGCAGCUGGACGCUGUUCCUUUGCAGAAGCAACUGGCAGCAGAAAUUUGUGCAGAGAUAGCAAAGCAUUCAGCAACCCAGCGGAAUUAUGAGAAAGCCAUUACAUUUUACAAAGAAGCGCUUGUGCAUUGCGAGACAGACAACAAGGUGAUGCUGGAACUUGCCCGUUUAUAUCUUGCACUGGAUGAUGUGGACGCAUGCCAGCAUCAGUGUGCUGUCUUGCUAAAGAAUGAUCGAGAUAAUGCAGCAGCCACUAUGAUGAUGGCUGACCUGAUGUUCAAGAAACAGGACUAUGAGCAGGCCUUGUUUCAUUUCCAGCAGCUUUUGGAUCGCCAUCCCGACAAUUAUACUACACUGUCUCGUUUAAUUGACCUCUUAAGAAGAGCUGGAAAAUUAGAAGAGGUUCCAAGAUUCCUUGCAAUGGCCGAGAAACAUUCUCCAAGGACAAAACUUGAUCCAGGUUUUCAUUAUUGCAAAGGAUUAUAUUUGUGGUACACUGGUGAACCAAAUGAUGCACUUCGACAUUUUAACAAAGCAAGGAAGGAUAAUGACUGGGGACAAAAUGCAGUGUACAAUAUGAUCGAAAUUUGCUUAAACCCUGACAAUGAAACAAUUGGAGGGGAGGUGUUUGAACAUCUGGAUGGUGACAUAGAUAGUUCUACAGAAAAGCAAGAAUCAGUGCAGCUGGCUGUGAGAACAGCAGAAAAACUCCUAAAAGAAUUGAAGCCUCAGACUGCUCAAGGUCACGUUCAGCUUUGCAUCAUGGAAAAUUACUGUUUAGUGGCAACUAAACAAAAAUCAAAUGUUGAGCGAGCACUAAAUGCCUUUACAGAAAUUGUUACUAAUGAGAAGGAUCAUGUCCCAGCACUUUUGGGAAUGGCUACAGCGUACAUGAUCUUAAAACAAACUCCAAGAGCCAGAAACCAGUUGAAGCGAAUUUCAAAAAUGAACUGGAAUCCCAUUGAUGCAGAAGAGUUUGAAAAAAGUUGGCUUUUGCUUGCUGAUAUUUACAUUCAAUCUUCAAAAUAUGACAUGGCGAGUGAAUUACUAAAGCGAUGCCUUCGUCAUAAUAGGUCCUGUUGCAAAGCUUAUGAAUAUAUGGGAUACAUUAUGGAAAAGGAGCAAGCAUACAAAGAUGCAUCUGCAAACUAUGAGAUGGCCUGGAAAUAUGGGAACCAAACCAAUCCAGCCAUUGGUUUCAAGCUAGCUUUUAAUUACCUGAAAGCCAAGAGAUAUAUUGAUGCAAUCAAUAUUUGUCAUAAGGUUUUAGAAGCACAUCCAAAUUACCCCAAAAUCAGAAAAGAAAUACUUGAUAAAGCACGUGCCUCUUUAAGGACUUGAGUAUUGAUGUAUGCAUUUAUGUUAAUUUGGAAGAUAAAAGGAACUAUAAAGUCAUCUGUAUAAUUGAAGAUGCUGCACACCCAGCUAGUUCCCAGUGAAAAACAGUGAAGAGACUACUUGUAGGUUUAUUUUAAAAACAGGCUGCUUUAGUAUUUAGGGUUCAGUAAAUACAAAGAUCAUUGGUGUCUCACUUUUCGUCUGUAGAUACUGGCUGCAAUCCAGAUAAACUGUGUAAAAGAAACAACAGGCACAGCUGGAACUUUCUUUGAAGAUCUCUCUGUGGCAGAGAAAUCUUCAGAGAGAACUUCCAGCUGUGUCCAUUGCUCUUUCUACAUUGUAGAGGUGAUUUAUUUGGAGUGUAACCAAUGUUUUGAAAUGGUGUCUAAUUUGAAUCUUCAGGAAUACCAAGAAAGGGGAAAAUAAAGAACAAUACUACAAUGCUAUAUUUAUUUCCCUCCAGUUUUAACUAUUUUGUUUUUGCAAGGUAUCAUUUUUCUUUGCUGGAAACCUUAAGCAGUUAAUAACUUAAUUCUUAUUUAAAUUCUUUAUUUUACUCUAGCAGUAACUAAGACUGCAUUUUUGCAUAUUGCAUGGUGUUUGUGCAUAAUAUUGUGUACUAAUAUAUAAUAAUAUGAAAAAUAUAAUAUAAAAUGAAAGAUCUCUGUUCCAGGGAUUUCUUGAAGAUGUUUUUCCAUGUUACAUCUGUAUACUUUUCUGUUGUCCUUCUACAAUAUUCAGUCUCCCAAUCUUUUCGCAAAGUGGGUCAGACUAAGAGAUGAUGCCUUUUCCUAAGAUUGCCAUGGACUUCUUAAACUUAAGGACACAUUUGAACUUCAGUUGCCCACAUUAAAGCCCAUCACUUGAGUCAUAAAGAAGGAUAAAAAAUCAGUGUGUAUGCGUACAUAUAUCUUUUUAUUGUCACUUAAGAUACAACUGUCUCUCAUGCUUGGACUCUUAAUUGAUUCUUUGGGCUAUUGUGACAAAGAACUAUCAAGCAAUUUAUUGCCUGUCUAGAUCUAGAAUUUCCAGACAUGACUGUUUCUGAGAAUCUUUGGGGUUUUUUUUUAAAGAUUUUUUAUCCGCCUUUCUUUUUAUA
This is a messenger RNA of Python bivittatus (Burmese python), 5099 nucleotides long. It is a transcript of the gene TTC21B, whose product is annotated as tetratricopeptide repeat domain 21B. Gene Ontology annotation, biological process: intraciliary retrograde transport; protein localization to cilium. Gene Ontology annotation, molecular function: protein binding. The record is from RefSeq and is a predicted model, not a curated record. Lineage: Eukaryota; Metazoa; Chordata; Lepidosauria; Squamata; Pythonidae. Gene Ontology annotation, cellular component: intraciliary transport particle A.